AUGGAAUUUACAAGUGAGAAUUUUUCCAUCGUUGGCCAUCAUUCGAAAGGAAACGAGUAUUACAUGGGAGCAGGGGCAACCCUGGAGCAAGUUAUGGAGAGUAUGGAGGGGGGAUCUUUCUAUAACAAGAAUGCAUCAAAACGCAUCCAAAGCUUUAUUCAUAUGGAAAGCAACGAGCACCAGGAACGGAUUGGGAAAACACCCUGUGAAAGGUCAAAUAUCAAUUAUGGUGUUUCAAAGUCGAUGGGCCAGGCUGUGUGCACCGACCUAUCAAGACCUGUUGAAAACUACUGCAACAUGAAGGUGUCGCCACCAAAAGGGCUGGAAGAGAAAUCCAUCGUGGAUCAAACCGUCGACAAGAGCGACUCUAAUGUCUCCAGCACAAAGAAGCGGAGAAAUAGGACAACAUUCACCAGUUUACAAUUGGAGGAGCUGGAGAAGGUUUUCCAAAAAACUCAUUAUCCCGAUGUGUAUGCCAGGGAACAGCUGGCUCUACGGACAGAGCUCACUGAGGCCAGAGUACAGGUUUGGUUUCAGAAUAGAAGAGCAAAAUGGAGAAAGAGGGAACGUUAUGGACAGCUACAACAAGCUCGAAACCACUUUGCAACCUCCUAUGAUGUCUCUCUAUUGCCCCGGACAGAGACUUAUCCACAGCUGCAAAACAACUUGUGGGCAGGGAAUAGCUCCACUGGCUCAGCAGUUUCAUCGUGCGUAUUACCACGUGAAUCAUCCCCCUGUAUGUCACCUUACCCUCACUCACACAGAAAUGGCAGUGCCUACAUGGGCAUAUCAAAUCACCAAAGCCAGUUCAAUCAAGUUGCUCUGAACAACCUCUUCAAUGACUCUGUACUUUCUGGCUCCUCUGAUGGACAUGCCUUCGAGCCAAGGCCAGAGUGUGAACGAAGAUCAUCGAGUAUUGCUGUGCUUCGAAUGAAAGCCAAAGAACACACUGCCAACAUAUCAUGGGCGAUGUAAUGGAAGUUUCAUGACAACAGAAGACAAACCAUUAAUGAACAUGUCUGGGCUAUUCUGUCC
Molecule: messenger RNA, 1035 nt
Organism: Carcharodon carcharias (great white shark)
Lineage: Eukaryota; Metazoa; Chordata; Chondrichthyes; Lamniformes; Lamnidae
Gene: alx1
Product: ALX homeobox 1
Exons: 5
Coding region: 1-975 (324 amino acids)
Biological process (GO): positive regulation of transcription by RNA polymerase II; embryonic skeletal system morphogenesis; negative regulation of DNA-templated transcription
Molecular function (GO): RNA polymerase II transcription regulatory region sequence-specific DNA binding; DNA-binding transcription activator activity, RNA polymerase II-specific
Source: RefSeq, a predicted model, not a curated record